AUACGAGUCUGAAAACGCAAUGAAAUUUGUCAUUGAGCAAGAAUCCCCAGAAUAAACAAGGUGCGCUGAGGAUAAAUUGCGAACAAACAAAGAAAGCGGUAUUUCAAGGGGAAUUCAGAGACUCAUCGCUGAAAACAGCCGGAAAUCAGAAUGGCUGAUCAAACGAACAUCGUAAAGGAAGAGCGACCGCAGUCCACAGGAGAUUACGAACCAAUGUCGGCCGACCAGACAGAAGGUACAGCUAUAUCACCAAAGUUAUUUUCUCCAACGAAACUGCGCUUCCCCAAACACAUCCACACUCCAAUGGAUGACAAAUUUCAGGAGAUCGCAGAUCACCUUCACCAACGCAUUUUGGUAGACCCAGAAUUAGCCAAUGAAAUUUCAGCGCCAUAUGAGCUUCCACAGUAUCCCAUUGAACAAAGAGAACAGAAGAACAAACUUGCACGCCAACUUAGUCACAACAGUACACAUAUUCUUGAUUCAACAUGGAGUUUUGAUAAAAGAUCCAAGCAACAUGCAGAGAGUGGGGGACACAUGGGUCACAUGCAUGUGCACACACACGGCUCACAUGUACAUACACACGGGCCACUCGUACGCCAGGCGCACACAAUGCAGGAAGAACUGGCCAUGCUCAGUGAACAGGAGAUGGCAGUGGAUGCAGAGGAGGAGAGAGUGGAGGCAGAAUGUUUGGAAACCGUGUUCCAGAGAGUCAGCAUCAGUGGAGAGGACAACAGUGGGGUACCACUAGCAGACCUGAAGGAGGCCUCUAAGAGCUUGGUGCGAGCUCUGCUGAUCCGUGAGAAGUACAUGGCGAUGUCUUUACAGAGUUUCCCAGGUACCACAGCCAGACACCUGCAGAAGAUGGAGGCCAAAGGCAUCUUUGAGGGGGACGAGUUUGAAGAAAUUGAACACAAUGCCAAAAAUGGAGAAGAGUAUGUGGAGCCCCCAAACAUCCAGUCAGAUCCCUUCCACAUUGAGUUCCCAGACGCAGUUGGCUGUCACUUCAAGCUGCGCCAUGGUGUGAUGUACGUGUACAAAGACCAGGAGUGCGUAGAGAGAGACGAACCCAUAGAGUGGCCGUACCCUGACCUGGAGACUUUCAUAGACGACCAUAACCUCAUGUGUGUCCUCAUGUCAGACGGACCUCUAAAAUCAUUCUGCUACAGACGUCUGUCAUAUCUGUCCUCCAAGUUCCAGCUUCACAGCCUCCUAAAUGAGAUGAGAGAGGCAGCGGCACAGAAGGAAGUGCCCCACAGAGAUUUCUAUAAUAUAAGAAAGGUGGACACUCACGUCCAUGGUACGUCCAGUAUGAACCAGAAGCACCUGUUGAGGUUCAUCAAGAAGACUAUGAGGACCAGUGCCAGCGAUGUCGUCUGUAAAGAUAACAAUGGCAAGGAGAUGACACUGGAGGAGGUGUUUCAGAGUUUAAACUUGACAGCGUAUGAUCUCAAUGUUGACAUGCUUGACGUGCAUGCUGACCGUAACACGUUCCAUAGAUUUGACAAGUUCAAUGCCAAGUACAACCCUAUUGGAGAGAGCAGACUGAGAGAGAUCUUUCUGAAGACAGACAACUUCUGUAAGGGCAAAUAUCUGGCCAAAGUGCUCAAGGAAGUUCUGAGUGACCUAGAGGAGAGUAAGUACACCAAUGCGGAGCUGCGGCUGUCUAUCUAUGGUAAGAGACAGUCAGAGUGGGACGACCUCGCCAAGUGGGCCGUCACUCACAAGAUGUACUCUCCCAACAACAGGUGGAUGAUUCAGAUGCCCAGAUUAUAUGAUAUCUACAAGAGCAACAAUCUGAUCCAAAACUUCCAGGACAUCAUUGAGAACCUGUUUCUUCCUCUGUUUGAAGUCACCAAUGACCCCAAGAGUCACCCUGAGUUACACAUGUUUCUACAACAUAUCUCUGGGUUUGAUUCUGUUGACGAUGAGUCAAAGCCCGAGUUGUUCAAGUUUGACAAGAGUACACCGUACCCAGAGAACUGGCAUAUGGCUGACAACCCACCUUAUGCCUACUAUCUCUACUAUAUGUAUGCUAACAUUGUGGUGCUAAAUCACUUCAGAAGGGAGCGUGGCUUCAACACUUUCACACUGCGCCCUCACUCUGGAGAAGCAGGUCAUGUGACUCACCUAGUCACGGCUUUCAUGGUCGCUGAAAAUAUUUCCCAUGGACUGCUGCUCAGAAAGGUCCCAGUGCUACAGUAUUUAUACUACCUGGCUCAGGUAGGAAUUGCUAUGUCUCCACUCAGUAACAACUCACUGUUCCUGAACUACCACCGUAACCCACUGCCAGAGUACCACGCCAGAGGCCUCAAGGUGUCCCUCAGCACUGAUGACCCACUGCAGUUUCACUAUACCAAGGAGCCAUUGAUGGAGGAGUACAGCAUUGCAGCUCAGGUCUGGAAGCUGAGCCCCUGUGAUAUGUGUGAACUGGCCAAGAACAGUAUAGUAAUGAGUGGGUUUACACACAAGGUAAAACAGCACUGGCUUGGCCCAAACUACAACAAGGAAGGUGUCGCUAGUAACGAUAUUACCAAGACAAACCUGCCUGAUGUCCGAGUGGCAUUUAGAUACGAGACCUUGGUGGAAGAGUUGGACACUAUUUGCAGUGCCGCCAGCAGAGAGACAGACCAGUGUGAACAGUAGGGAGCUAGUGACAUCUGGUGGCGAAGUUGGAUACAGGUGGUGACACCUGGUGGAGUUUUUGCAGUGCUGACCUCUGUUGGAACAUUUUGACAGAGAUUAGGGUUAAUUCUCGGAACCAGGAGGUUAUAGACCCAUCGGAAAGAUGCUGUAGCAGCGACAGAUUUACUGGGAAGAAACUGGUGUGAGCAAUAAUAAAGACAUGUUUAUGAUCUAAGCCGUAUUAGAGAGAAAAAUUUUAAGAAAUAAUUGCAAUCUUUUACAUUUUGUUUGGCAGCAGAUCUAAGUUACCUGAUACAUAGAGGAGCAGUUGAUACUGAGAAGUGUUGACUUGAACAUACUCAAUAUUAAAACAGGGUUCUGAAAUAGCAUAAUUAGUUGUAGAUUGCUCAACGAAAUGAGAUACCAUAUGAAACAUAUAAAUUGCACUUUUUAAGAUGGUAGCUAGCAUUUUUUCUUUCUAUGACUGCACUCAGAACAGUUGACUAGUAACUAGUCCAUGGGUCAUUAUGCUCUAUCCACUUGAAUACUUCCCCACGGGGAAUCUAUUCAGUGUCUUUUAGCGGAUUAGAUGGCAAGCUUUUUAGUUGGUUACUAUAUUUGACCUGUGGCCUAUCUAAGUAAGGCUUCAUUCACAUGCAAUGUCUAUUUUCUAAAUUCUAUUUUCUAUUCGCGGUAUGUCUUAUGAUCACGGUC
Messenger RNA from Lingula anatina, 3336 nucleotides. RefSeq names its product AMP deaminase 2. Gene Ontology annotation, cellular component: cytosol. Gene Ontology annotation, biological process: AMP metabolic process; IMP salvage. Gene Ontology annotation, molecular function: AMP deaminase activity. The record is from RefSeq and is a predicted model, not a curated record. NCBI's taxonomy places the organism in Eukaryota, Metazoa, Brachiopoda, Lingulata, Lingulida, Lingulidae.